This is a messenger RNA of Entrophospora sp. SA101, 3165 nucleotides long. Lineage: Eukaryota; Fungi; Glomeromycota; Glomeromycetes; Entrophosporales; Entrophosporaceae. The record is from the annotation of a GenBank genome assembly.
AUGACACCUAUAAAAAAAUAUUUCAUCAAUGUCAGUCCAAAUGGCGAAGAGCUUUUAACGUUUGAUAUUGAGUGUCAAAGGUUACAAAUAUGGAGAAUUAAUUCGAAACAUAUGGAUCGAAUCUUAAUACGUGAAUACCUUUAUCCCCCAAACGAACACAUAAUCUCUAAUCAAGAAUCUGGUUGGUCAGUUGCCAUAUCUGACAGAAAUGAAGAAGGUCAUGCAUUAAUUGCUGUAACUCACGAUAUAAAGGCAAAUUUUGCUUUAUUGAACAGAAUCAUUGUCAAGGAUUUUUUCUUUUUACGUAAAAAUGCUAAAAAACACCAUUUCCUCGAGAUGUAUAAUCUUGAUCCAAACCACGGCAUUGAUUUCGAAUUGGAAAAUAUCCUUCAAAGUCCAAAUUGUAGUAAUUUUCCUGCUAAAACACCAAUUAUCACCAUAUCCAAAAAUUCAAAACUAUUAGCAGUCACAUUAUGUAAGCAAGCAGUUAGUAUCUUCCUAAUUGAAAAUGGUUUGGAUAUUGCAAUGAAAAAAUUUAAAAAUGCAAGGAUUAUUGACAUGACAUUUUUUGAUAAUGAUAAUAAACUUGCUGUUGUAACUCAAGAAGAACAUGACACCAUCUAUACUACUGUUUGGGAUUUAUUUAACUGCAAUGAAGAUGAUUCUGAAAAUAUUUAUGAUGACAAUGAUAAUAAACUACGUAGAAAACAAGAAAAUCAUAAUAGACCAAUUGGAUUAUUUUCAAACUUUCUCGUUUAUCCUUCUUUAAAUCCGGGUGUUGAUCUAAUUCCAUUCGACAAUAAUAGUAAUGACAGCUAUUACCAUAACGGUUUCAAACCAACAAUAAUUUGUAAAAUUGUAAGAAAUAUGAUGAUUAUUACCGAUAGAAAAAAAAUUAGAUAUGAAAUUUAUGAUCUUUUUGGAAAACUUUUGGAUACUUUUGAUGAUAAUGAUGCUAAGCAAUCUCAGGAAUUUGCAAAUUUGAUCGUUGAAGAUAGCGAGCCUUGGGAUUCCUCGUCUAGAGUCCAAACUACAAUUUGGUUGAACGUAAAAAAAACCUUGCAACUUAUAAUUGGUUGUCAGUCCGUGCAAGUUUGGGAAAAAGGGAAAUCUUUAUUAUACAUUUGGACCCUUCCCAAUAAUUACAAUUCUAAUAUAACUAAAAUAAUAUUUGAAGAACAUCAAUAUAAUUCUUAUGUACUAAGAAUCAAUUCAACCAAUACCAAUAAUAAUAAUAAUGAUGAUAUAGAAAUAAAAUUACCACGAAGUAACAAUUACAUUAAAGAAGUUUGUCGUUCCAUGAAAUUUCUUAACGAUAAACAUAACGAUGCCAAAAAUUUAUCAAAUAGAAGAAAAAGAUAUUUCGAAAAAACGAUUCAAGAAACUAUUAAAAUUUUAAAAGAUUUUAUUGAUAAACAUCCACAAAAAUGGCGUCUAAUUGACACCAAAGAAUGUAUUAUGGCUCAUUUAAUAGUUUCAAGAUGUAAAUUGGUUAGUUAUAUAUUGAAAGAUAAACAGCAAUAUAAAUUGCAUAUUCCACGUAAACUCGGUUGGUCGGAAGAAGAAUGUCAGGAAACAUUUAUUGUUGGAACUCCUAAAAAACGAUCUUCAACUAAAAAAAAAUUAAAUGACUUGCAUCUUGCAAUCUUAACUAAAAAUCCCGGUAUAGUUAAAGAGUUGGUCACUUAUUACUCUGCCCUUGCAAAUGAUAAUAUUGGUUGGAUGUCAACAGUCUCCGAAGAAUUACUUUUUCUUUAUCGAAAUUAUAAAGAAUAUGUUGUAGGAUUAUUCGAUCAGCCGAUUUUCGGUUCAAAGGAAGCAGCACAUCUGAUUUCUGGAAAUUUAAGGUCUCCUUCAUCUACAGCGAAAAAAUUUUGGAUUAAAAUUAGAAACUUUAUCAGAAGAAAAUGUGGUUUAAAAGAUAUUCCAGUCCAAAUGGAUUCCAUAUCACUGCGAACCUCAGAGAAACUAAUUAUCGCGAAACCACUUCUUGAUAUUCCCACAAGAUUGACAAAUCAAGUUUCAAAACAUGAGAGAAACGAGAGAAACAUCGAUGAUGCAACUCCAUUAAUUAUGACAUGCAUGGUACCAUUACCAAAUUUCACAGUGCCGAAACGAGAUGAAGAGGCAAGCGGGAGAAGCAUACUGUUAAGGUUCAAUAGAAAAAGUCCAACAGAUAUAUUAUUUUAUAUUGCAAUGAUUCCAUCAGUGGUUAUUGUAAUCAGUAUGGGAACCGUUUUAUUGGUGCUUGAGAUCCAACAAUGCCUAUUGUUGGCACGAAAAUACAUUAGAUUGUACAAUUUAUUUGAUGUGAUGGCUUGUGUUCUACCAAUGGCCGGAACUGUUCUCAUUCUAAGAUCACUCUUAAUGUCCAUGGCUCAAGAUGAAACAACUAACGGUUUUGAAAAUAUUCCUAUAAGCAGACCUUUAUUGAUAUUUUUAUCAAUGACCAUCUUAUUGUUGAGAAUGCGAUCUUUACCAAUAAUCGGUAUUUAUGUUUUCGUUAUAUUGAAUCUUUUGAAAAAGAUUUUUCCUUUCUUGGGAGUAAUGCUUCUCAUUGUUUGCGGAUUUGCCCAUACAAUGUAUUUAUUGUUAAGUAGACCUGAACUUAUAGGCGUAGCACCUCAAGGUACAUCAUUUACACUUAGGGAUCCAUCACAAACAUUAUUUAAAAACGACUUGGUGAUAACUGAAAAUGUUGAAAAUAACUAUUUUGACGAUUUUUUCUCAUCUGCGAAGGCGGUUUAUUUCUGGACGAAUGGUCAAUGGGAUCAAAUUGAUCAUUGGGAUUUUUUGCCGGUUACAAUAAUAACACUUUUUGCUAGUUUUUUUUUGGUUAUUGUUAUGCAGAAUAUUAUGAUCGCAAUCAUGUCAGAUGUUGUUUCUGAUGCUAAAUAUAAUGGAAAAAAAGCUUUUCUUAAAUUGAGAGCUGAGCUAAUAGCAGAAGUGGAAACAUUUUUUAUUAGUUCAUCACAACAAAGAAAUCAAGAUUGUGAAAAUUGUCGGCAUGUUCAAAAUGAAUUGAGAUCCAAAAUUAGUUCCAUGGAAGAAAAACUUGACAGAUUAUUGUCAUUUCACAAUAAUGACAGAUUAUCACACUAUAAUAAUUAUGAUGAUGAUGGCCGUUCAAUUGCAUCGAACGCUACAUAUCAUAAUGCUUUAUAG